AGAAGAGGCAGCUCAGCCUCAGCGCGCGCUGCUCGGAGGAACGAGGAAGAGCGCGUGCAGCAGCACUGUGUGUCUGGAGUGAGGCGCAGCGGUGAUUGCGCUGAAUCUGAUGGAUGUCGGGGACGAGAGAGUGAUCGCGCUGGUGGACAUGGAUUGCUUCUAUGUGCAAGUGGAGCAAAGAAUCAAUCCCGAGCUCAGAAACAAGCCCUGCGUUGUUGCGCAAUACAAGACCUGGAAAGGCGGAGGCAUUAUAGCAGUGAGUUAUGAGGCCAGAGGUCAUGGGGUCAGCAGGAACAUGUGGGCGGAUGAUGCCAGGAGGCUGUGUCCUGAUCUGCAGGUGGCCCGAGUCAGAGAGGCUCAUGGGAAGGCUGACCUCACCCCUUACAGGGAGGCCAGUGUGGAGGUGAUCGAGGUGAUGUCUCGCUUCGCUGUCGUAGAGAGAGCCAGCAUCGAUGAGGCAUACAUGGACCUCACCGGCAGCGUGCAGGACAGACUGAAGCACAUGAGCGUCCAGGACAUCACGCCGCAGCAGCUGAAAGGCACCUACGCUCAAGGCUUUCCGCAGACCAGUGAUCCGAGUGAGAGCGCAGCGGUAGAUAAAGAGGAGCGGCGGCUCCGGGGCCUGCAGCAGUGGCUGGAGCAUCUGUCCUCCGGCGGUCAGUCCUCGCGUGCGGAGCUGUGCUUGACGGUCGGCGCUCUGAUCGUGGAGGAGAUGAGGGCCGCUGUGGAGGAACACACUGGAUUCCGCUGCUCCGCCGGCAUCUCGCACAACAAGGUGUUAGCCAAACUAGCAUGUGGUUUAAACAAGCCCAAUCGCCAAACAGUUUUGCCACUGGGAUCCGUUCCAGAACUCUUCAGCACCCUUCCCAUCAGGAAAAUUCGUAAUCUGGGAGGGAAGCUGGGGACGUCCGUCACGGAGACUCUGGGGGUGGAAAACAUCGGAGAUCUCACUCAGUUCAGCAAGGUCCAGCUGGAGCAGCACUUUGGAGAGAAGACUGGGCCGUGGCUGUACGACUUGUGCCGAGGGAUCGAGUUUGAGCCCGUGAAGCCCCGACAGCUUCCCAAAUCUAUCGGCUGCAGCAAGAACUUUCCAGGAAAAACCUGUUUGGCUACACAACAGCAGGUGCAGCACUGGCUUCAUCAGUUGGCCCUCGAGUUACAGGAAAGACUGAACAAAGACCGAGAUAUGAACGGGCGGGUGGCCAAACAGCUGACGGUGGGCAUCCAGCAGGCUGGAGAUCGGAGUUUUUCUCGCUGCUGUGCUCUUGUUCGAUACGACGCUGUGAAGAUGACCUCAGACAGCCUGGCCAUCAUCAAGAGCCUCAACACCGCAGGAAGCCACCAGGAGGCGUGGUCUCCUGCUUUGACUUGUCUUCAUCUGUCAGCCAGUAAGUUCAGCGAUGUUCCCUCAUCCUCGUCCGGAGGAAUAGCAGGCUUCCUGUCCAGUGACGCACCUUCAACACAAUCGCGUCUAACCUCUACACAAACCCCCAAAACACAGCCGAGCCCCAAGAGCCCGGGGGCCAUCCAGUCUCUGUUUGAGAAAGCCGCUGAGAAGAAGAAACAGCGAGUGGAGGAAGAGAAAGAAGCUUCAGCUGGCAGACAGCAGCUCCGUACUGGCUGAAGACCGGAGCGAUUCGGCCUCUCCGUCUGGUGCGUCCCGUGAGGAUGUGAGCGCGUGCGAGCGCUGUGGACUGAAG
Molecule: messenger RNA, 1700 nt
Organism: Sinocyclocheilus grahami
Lineage: Eukaryota; Metazoa; Chordata; Actinopteri; Cypriniformes; Cyprinidae
Gene: polh
Product: polymerase (DNA directed), eta
Exons: 11
Coding region: 110-1624 (504 amino acids)
Biological process (GO): response to radiation; error-prone translesion synthesis
Cellular component (GO): nucleus; replication fork; site of double-strand break
Molecular function (GO): DNA-directed DNA polymerase activity; damaged DNA binding
Source: RefSeq, a predicted model, not a curated record